UGCUGCUUAGCAAAUGUAAGUUUAUUUUAAUUAAGAUUAUAGGUGAAUAGUGUUUUUUUUGUGCUUUUUCAGCAGGACUGUGACAAUUUGUGGUGGGAUGCGUUCACUACAGAGUUUUUCGAAGACGAUGCAAUGCUGACGAUCACUUUCUGUCUGGAAGAUGGGCCUAAACGAUAUACUAUUGGUAGGACGUUGAUCCCUCGGUACUUCAGGAGUAUUUUUGAGGGUGGGGCCACUGAACUCUUCUAUGUGCUGAAACAUCCCAAGGAGUCUUUUCACAAUAACUUUGUGUCCCUGGACUGCGAUCAGUGCACCAUGGUUACACAGAACGGCAAACCCAUGUUCACACAGGUGUGUGUGGAGGGCAGACUGUACCUGGAGUUUAUGUUUGAUGACAUGAUGCGUAUAAAGACAUGGCACUUCAGCAUCAGACAGCACAGAGAGGUCGUGCCGAGGAGCAUCCUGGCAAUGCAUGCCCAAGACCCCCAAAUGCUUGACCAGCUAUCUAAAAACAUCACAAGAUGUGGCUUAUCUAACUCUACGCUGAACUACCUCCGACUUUGUGUAAUCCUGGAGCCCAUGCAGGAGCUGAUGUCCAGACACAAGACGUACAGUCUCAGCCCACGAGACUGCCUCAAAACCUGUCUGUUUCAGAAAUGGCAGCGGAUGGUGGCCCCACCAGCCGAGCCAGCAAGACAAGCCCCCAACAAGCGAAGGAAGCGAAAAAUGUCCGGUGGCAGCACGAUGAGUUCCGGAGGGGGCAACAACAACAACAACAGCAACAGUAAAAAGAAAAGUCCAGCCAGCAGUUUUGCGCUCUCCAGCCAGGUACCUGAUGUGAUGAUGGUGGGAGAGCCCACUCUGAUGGGAGGGGAGUUCGGGGACGAGGAUGAGCGGCUCAUCACGCGGUUGGAGAACACACAGUUUGAUGCGGCCAAUGGCAUCGACGACGAGGACAGUUUCAACAGUUCCCCCGCCCUGGGCACCAACAGCCCCUGGAACAGCAAAGCUCCUUCCAGCCAGGAGAGCAAAAAUGACAACCCCACCUCACAGUCAUCGCAGUAGAAGUGUUAGGGGCUAGCGAAAGGCUCGAGGACCCCUCGCUCGCAAGACCCGGUCCUAGACUUCUGCUUUGACAAGUCCUCAAUUGGCCACACGUGAAAUUGACCCUCCUCCUCUGUUGCCGUCAGACAUUCCGUUUUGUUGAUUCUUUUGUUUCUUUGAGAGUCGUUUUCCAACAUGUCUCGAUCAGGCUUAGCGAUCAGGCUGUGGGUUAUUGUUCCAACCUCGGGUCUCUCUGUGCGUGCUGUGCUUUGACACGCAUGGCCGUUUCUGUUGUGCUCACUUGACAGGAAAGGAUCACUUUUUAUCUGACCGUUUAGUGAUAUGACCAUUGUGUGCACCUCAGAUUCAAACCCAAAGCUCCAUUUUUAAAAACUCAAUUAUUUGUUUUGUAGGACCUGGUUGGAACAAAAACCUGUACAGUUCCGGAGCUUGAGGACCGGAGUUGAGAACCACUACGUAAAGUCCUUUAAGUAAAACUAAAUAAAGUGUAAAGCAUCGAGGUUCUUGAGUUUGGUCAUGCCCGAAAUGGUCACUGAGAGCUUGCCUGACCAUUACGCCAGACUCAAAAGAAGUGUUUGAUUUUUUUUUUUUUAAUUGUUUGCAUUCUGUUUAGUUUCUUGUUCUUUUUU
This is a messenger RNA of Sinocyclocheilus grahami, 1694 nucleotides long. RefSeq names its product LIM domain-binding protein 1-A-like. The transcript is spliced from 7 exons. The record is from RefSeq and is a predicted model, not a curated record. The coding region runs from base 133 to 1065 and encodes 310 amino acids. NCBI's taxonomy places the organism in Eukaryota, Metazoa, Chordata, Actinopteri, Cypriniformes, Cyprinidae.